AUGAAAAUUUUGCUUCAGGUUAUUUGCACUAUUUUUAAAAACUUGACGUCUUUAUUUGCACACAUUACUGAUAAUUCUGAUUUAGUUCGGUCAUUUACUACUCCAGGAAUUCCAGCUGCAAUUGAUACGUAUUAUCCAAGAAAUAUAAACUCGAAUCAAAAUGUUCGAACAGAAAGUUAUGAAGAACCAGACCCGAUUGCUUCAUUAUUACAACAAAGACAUCACAAAGUCCAAGGAAUUCCUUCACUGAAAUCUUUGUUUGUGCCUGAAUCGUCAAAAAAUUCAACAAUAAAUAGAAAUUCAAGCUAUUCAUCAGGAGAAGGUUUUAGUCUCACUCCUCAAAUGCAUUUGAUUAGCACUAGUUCUGAACGAGAUCAGAGGAAAGGUUCCAGACUUAAACGAUUGUUAGGGAUUCCUAUGACAAAAGAAUUGUGGUUAGAAACUGCAACUGGACGUUUAUCCUUUGAUGGGGGACAAAUUGUUAAUAGACUUGAAGAAAAUCGUACAUAUUAUUACAAUAUUUCAACUCUCCGUGUUUCAUUUGAAAUGCCAUCUCCACUUACUGCUAUCAUUCGACAACAAACUGAAAUUCGAAAAAUGCUAGAUAUGGCAAGUUUUUUUGAUUCUUUAACAAAUAAAUGUUUUCUUUAG
Molecule: messenger RNA, 651 nt
Organism: Meloidogyne enterolobii
Lineage: Eukaryota; Metazoa; Nematoda; Chromadorea; Rhabditida; Meloidogynidae
Source: the annotation of a GenBank genome assembly